GGCGAAACGCACCUUAUAACGGCGAUGCUCAAGCUCACGGAUGAUAUUCUGAUCUACAUCUUAUCCUUUCUCCAACCACCAUCCAUCCUCUUCUUGAGAGAGACCUGUAAACGUCUCUACCAACUCUCCUACCAGCGCAUCGUCUGGACUAAUGCAUGCACAACCGACAUCCUCUCAAACAACUAUCCUUUUCCAUCCGAUGGCAAUUUACCUCAACUCAACCUCGACCUCCUCGAACAAUAUACCCUAAAAGCAUGGUUUCUGGCUUCCAAAUGGCGUCAAUCUGCGUUUACGCCACCACCUCCACGCGUAGUUGGAUGUCUAGAUGAAGAUAUAACGUCCAUUUCCGACGUUCGUUUUUUGCCUUGCUUGGAUCGUACGUUGGUGGUCACCAUUUCGAAGAGCAUAUGGAGCGGGUUGACUGUAUGGGCGUUGCAGGGUGAUGUGCUUGUGAAACGAUGCGAGUGGUUUCCCAGAGGUGCCAUAUUUACUGGCUACGCUGUGAACAGCGAGGGGAUGAUGGCGGUUUCGGUGUGGAAGGAAGGGGAACACAUUGUGCACAUCCUCUCUCUGGACACCGAGACGUGGACUCUAAACAGCAUCGCGACUCUCAAUACAAUCUUCCGUCCGAUAUGCCUGAACGGCCACGUCUUGGCCCUCAGCAACGACGUUUCAAAGUCUCUCCUAUGGGACUGGCAGAACUCUACAUACGCCAUCCUCCAAUCAUCCCCUUUGCCGAACGAUGAAAAUCAAGGUGGAACACGAAAUCUAUUCCAGCUAACACCCAACCCUCAACCCCAGCACGACCGCUGUAUACAAGUCAUAUUCGCAUAUCACUCAAUCCUGGUCGUCUCCGCACGAUCAAUCCAUUUAUUUCCAUUCCCCGUCUUUUCAACCAUCCCAUUCGCUCCAGACAUCCCGGCCUUUCUUCCUUCAGAGGACUCCAAUGCACACAAGGUGCAUGCACCGCUGGCACAGCACUCUUUCGGGUGGGUCGAUGGCGUCGCCGUCUCUGUGUCAUCUGCACAUGGCGAACACUCGAAGGGACGAAUGGAAGAGCACGUCGCGCUCUCCAUCCUCUUAAGACCAGAGUCAGAUGACCCAUGGUAUCCUGCCGAAGAGCACAAGUUGGAGAUGUACACGCUGUACCCAAAUUCGGCUUUUGAUCCCUCUUCCCUCGAUGAAGUCGUCGUUUCUUCGAAUCUCAGCACGAAAUCCCAAGCCCAACAACUCCCAUACACGUUCCCACCCGUCCUCACCCACGCCAUCCCAACCCGGCACGGAGUCCUACGCUGUGCGUCCCUCGCGUUGGGGAAGUGUGGGACGGGCGUGUGGAUUGAGCCGAGGCUGCCGAGGACGAUGGAGGGGCUCGUCGACGGAUUUUUACGGCAUGCUGCGAAAGGGAAUUGGAAUGCGAGGAAGGAGAAGGAGAGGGUUAUGUGUGCUGUUUUUCCGGGGCCGCUUUACGUGUCUGGUUUGGAGGGCUCUAAGAGUGAGAGUGAAGAAUUGGACAGGGGCCCAGUGCCGAUACAGAUACAAGGGAUGGAGUUGGACAUUUCGGGUGUCGUUGAUGAUGAUGAUGAUGGUAUGGGGGACUGGGCGGCUUUUGACUAUGAUGAGAGUCGAGGGAGGGUGGUUCUUGCUUCGAGUUAUGGGAGGGUGUUGAUUUUGGAGGUUUAA
Molecule: messenger RNA, 1680 nt
Organism: Laccaria bicolor S238N-H82
Lineage: Eukaryota; Fungi; Basidiomycota; Agaricomycetes; Agaricales; Hydnangiaceae
Exons: 3
Coding region: 25-1680 (551 amino acids)
Molecular function (GO): protein binding
Source: RefSeq, a predicted model, not a curated record